CCGACAAGAAGAGAAGCCACGGAGACCUCCCUCUCUCCUAAAUCUCAUCGAUUCUGAGGCUUCCGUGAGUAGGGGACAUGGAGAUCCACAGGCUAGAACACAGGAGCGAGGAAGAACAACGGGAGGAGAGGCAGCGGAGUCUGCAUAUGUCCUCUGCCACCAAAAGGAGAACCUUCCGGACCAGUGAGGAAGAGGAACAGUUUAGCUCCCUGGAUUAUUCCCUGGCAGCUGCCCUGGCCCUAACUGCUACAGAGACAUCCUGGGAAGCCAAAUUGAGGAGUGAGGCCUCUGCCCUGGAAGUGGAAAAACGUGGUGAGAAGCGGGUGGGCUUCGGAAAUGACUGGGAGAAAAUCGAGAUCGACAUCCUGAAUGUCUGCCACUUGCUGAGAGAGAGAGUGGACCGGAAAGCCCUGUGGCGGCGGGUAAGCAGGAGAACACAGGGCCCAAACUCGUACAAAAAUGAUAUGAGGAUUGAUCCUCGCCUCUUUCCUGCUGGAAAGUACAGAAUGAAGAAUCAGUUUGGACUGUACACCUUGGAGAUCAGGAGAUGCGCUGUGGAGGAUUCAGCCACCUACACAGUCAUGGUGAAGAAUGCCUACGGCCAAGCCUCCUCCUUUGCCAAAGUUCUUGUGCGGAAAUACCUGGGGAAAGAGGCCGGCUUCGAUUCAGAGAUAUUUAAAAGACUGCUGCUUGGCCCAGAUGUUGAGUUCGAAUCUGUGCUACAGCCUGUUUUUGCCAGGGAGAAGGAGCCCUUCAUUUUGGCCUGUACCUUUACGCAGGAUGUGCCUGAUGGCCAGAGAAACAUCCAGUGGUUCAGAGACGGGAUGCUGCUACAGCAAUCCAAGAGGCGACAGCUCCAGUACCUGGACCGGCAGGCCUCUGUGAAAGUGUCCUGUGCUUAUAAAGAGGACGAGGGACUGUACACAAUCCGAGUGCCCUCUCCCUUCGGCUCCAAGGAGCAGAGUGCCUACGUAUUUGUGAGAGAUGCCCCUGCGGAAAAAGCUGGGGCUCCAGGCUCCCCACUGAACGUGCAGUGCCAUGAUGUGAAUAGAGACUGCCUGAUUCUGACCUGGGCCCCACCCAGUGACACCCGGGGCAGCCCAAUCAUUGGCUAUACCAUUGAAAGGUGCCAGGGAGAUUCUGGAGUGUGGGAGACCUGCCACGAGGCCCCUGGAGGAACCUGCCGGUGUCCUAUUCGAGGACUCGUUGAGGGCCAGAGCUACCGCUUCAGGGUGAGAGCCAUCAACAGAGCAGGCACCAGCCUCCCUUCCAAGGCCACAGAGAUGGUCACCAUGCAAGAUCCCAGGGAAGCUGAGAGGAAGACAGUGAUCCCUUUUGAUCUCGGAAGGAACAUCGCAGUCAGCAAAGCUGAUACUGAAGAUUCAGUGAUCAUCCCUUCCCCCCCAACCAAUGUUCGAGCCAGCGAGACACGGCAGGCUUAUGUCCUCCUGUCCUGGGAUGAGCCAUCUCCCCGAGGCAAAGAGGACCUGACCUACCUGCUGGAGAAGUCCGUUGUAGGCAGCGAUGCUUGGGAAGCAGUAAGCACGGAGACCCCGGUGAAGUCCCCAAGAUUUGCACUCCUGGACCUGGAGAAAGGGAAAGCGUAUCGUUUCCGAGUACGAGCAGCAAACCAAUAUGGCCUGAGUGAUCCUUCGGAGCCCAGUGAACCGAUCACCCUCGGGGAUCCGCCAGCGACUCUUCCUCCUCCUGCUCAAGUCCAAGUUUUCAGAGACACAAAAACCUCUGUCUCCCUUAGUUGGGACCAUGUGAAGGGUGACUCUGAGCUCCUGGGCUAUUAUAUAUAUUCUCGAGAAGUGGGCACUGCUGAAUGGCAGACCGUUAACAACAAACCCAUCAAGAGUAACAAAUUUUCAGUCCCUGGAUUAAAAACAGGGAAGGAAUACAUGUUCUGCGUCCGGUCGGUCAGUGAAGCUGGAGUGGGAGAAAGUUCAGCAGAAUCCGCCCCUGUUACAGUCAAACAGGCCAUCGCCACCCCCUCUGCCCCCUAUGGUUUUGCCCUGCUGGCCUGUGGGAAGAAUGACAUGGUUAUUGGAUGGAAGCCCCCAAAACGCCGAGGAGGAGGCAAGAUCCUGGGCUACUUCCUGGACCAGCAUGAAGAAUCAGAGCCCAAAUGGCAGCCGGUCAACCAUCAGCCAGUGCCUACCCGAGUCUACAAGAUCACUGACCUCCAGGAGGGACAUUUCUAUGAGUUCCGAGCAAGAGCGGUCAACUGGGCAGGAGUGGGUGAGCUCUCAGAGCCCAGUGACCUGUUUGAAUGUAAGGAAUGGACUAUGGCCCAGCCAGGACCCCCAUAUGAUGUGAGGGCUUCUGAGGUGAGGGCCAGUUCCCUGAUGCUGUACUGGGAGCCCCCCCUGUACAAGGGAGCAGGGAUCAUCACUGGCUACCGUAUCAGUGUCCAAGAAGAAGGCUCAGAGACAUGGAAGCCACUUGUCUCUGAUCUUGUCUCAGCCACCCACCUGAGAGUUUCAGAUUUGGAACCAGGAAAAUGUUACAGGUUUCAGGUACAGGCUGUGAAUUCAGCUGGGAUAGGGCAACCAUCUUUGCCCUCUGACUCUGUACUCAUGGAAGAUAAACCAGAUGCCAGGGAAAUCAAAGUUGGUGUGGAUGAAGAAGGUUCUGUCUUCAUGGCUUUUGAGGCCCCUGAGGCUCCAGACUCCUCUGAGUUUGAGUGGGCAAAGGAUUAUGCUGGUCCUCCAGACCCCCAGAGAGUCACAGUGAAAGAUGACGUCUGCAGAUCUAAGCUUAUCCUGAAAGAACCAAGCAAAGAGGACCUAGGAAUCUAUUCAGUGACCGUCACGGAUGCAGAUGAAGAUAUUUCAGCAAGUCAUACUCUGACUGAAGAAGAACUGGACAAAUUGAAGAAACUGAGCCAUGAGAUCAAAAACCCAAUAAUUAAGCUCAUAUCUGGCUGGAACAUUGAUAUUCUUGACCAUGGUGAGGUUCGUCUAUGGCUGGAGGUUGAAAAAUUAUCUCCUGCAGCUGAGCUGCAUUUAAUCUUCAAUGAUAAAGAACUCUUCAGCUCUCCGACGCACAAAAUCAAUUUUGACAGAGAAAAGGGACUUGUGGAACUGAUUAUUCAAAACUUCUCUGAUGAAGACAUGGGAACAUACACAGCUCAGCUCCAGGAUGGAAAAGCUAAGAACCAGAUCACCCUGGCCCUAGUUGAUGAUAGUUUUGAUAAACUUCUGAGGGCCUCGGCUGCUAAAAGGAGAGAUUGGAAGAGAAAACAGGGUCCCCAUUUUGUGGAGCCUUUACAGUGGAAGGUCACUGAAGAAUGUGAAGUGCAUCUGACUUGCAAGGUAACCAACACCAAGAAGGAGUCUCGAUUUCAAUGGUUCUUCCAGAAGAAGGAGAAUCCAAAGGGCCAAUAUGAUGCCCAGACAGGAGAUGGCCUUCUAGUGAUUUCAGAGAUGUCCAAAAAAGACAAGGGCACGUACAGGGCUGCGAUUUCGGACGACAGAGGGGAAGACGACACCGUGCUGGAUCUCACAGGCGAAGCGUACGAUGCCGUUCUCAAUGAGCUCUGCAGGAUCAGUGCCCUUUCUGCCACCCCACUGAAAAUCCAGGGCACUGAAGAAGGCAUUCGAAUCUUCAGCAAGGUGAAGUUCUUUGAUGUGGACUACAUGAAGACCUCCUGGUACCACAAAGAAAAGCGUCUGGAAAGCGGAGAUCGGCUAAAGUCAGGAAGUACUUUGGAUGAAAUCUGGCUCCACAUUCUAGACCCCAAAGACUCUGAUAAGGGCAAAUACACCCUAGAAAUCUCAACUGGAAAAGACAUUCGGAAACUCACAGCUGACUUGUCAGGUCAAGCUUUUGAUGAUGCACUGGCUGAACAUCAGAAACUGAAGCAAGCUGCAAUCAUAGAGAAGAAUCGUGCCAAAGUCGUAAAAGGCCUGCCAGAUGUCGCCACUAUCAUGGAGGAUAAGACCCUGUGUUUGACGUGCAUCAUCUCAGGAGAUCCCUCCCCAGAGAUCACCUGGCUGAAAAAUGACCAGCCCGUGGCCUUCCACGACCGCUAUCGGAUGGAAGUGAAGGGGACUGUGGUCACCAUCACCAUUGAGAGAGUGUGCAGUGAAGACAGCGGACGCUAUGGCAUCUUCGUCAAGAACAAAUACGGCUCUGAGACCGGGCUGGUCACCGUCAGUGUAUUCAAGCACGGAGAGGAGCCCAAAGAGCUGAGGAAGCAAAAAUAGCGAGUUUUCAGAAUGUCCGGCUGCUGGGUCAGACUCCAGUGGUGGCUAUGUGGUGUAGUGGAAAGAGGACUGGACUUAGAGCCAUGGCUUGAGGUCUCCUUAUUCUGUAACUCCCCCUCUCUGAAUCUCAAUUUUCUCAUCUGCUAAAUGGGGAUAAUAAAAAUUGCAUUGCCCACCUUACUGGGUAAAUGAUAAGGAA
Messenger RNA from Gracilinanus agilis (Agile Gracile Mouse Opossum), 4413 nucleotides. RefSeq names its product myomesin 3 (gene MYOM3). The transcript is spliced from 36 exons. The record is from RefSeq and is a predicted model, not a curated record. NCBI's taxonomy places the organism in Eukaryota, Metazoa, Chordata, Mammalia, Didelphimorphia, Didelphidae. Bases 78 to 4214 code for a protein of 1378 amino acids. Gene Ontology annotation, molecular function: protein binding.